Messenger RNA from Babesia microti strain RI, 3294 nucleotides. RefSeq lists its product as hypothetical. NCBI's taxonomy places the organism in Eukaryota, Apicomplexa, Aconoidasida, Piroplasmida, Babesiidae. The transcript has a single exon. Bases 1 to 3294 code for a protein of 1097 amino acids. Gene Ontology annotation, molecular function: protein binding. Gene Ontology annotation, biological process: tRNA methylation. Gene Ontology annotation, cellular component: cytoplasm. The record is from RefSeq and is a predicted model, not a curated record.
AUGAUAAAAUAUAUCUGCGGUAGCUAUGCGGUCAAUGAUCAUUGUUGGCUAAGUCGCUCGUGUUUGGUACUUGCUUCUGGUAAUUUGAUCAGAUUCUACGAGUACAAAGGCAUCGAAUGGUUAAAUACGCUUACACUUAAACCGCUCAGCUCUACUAUACUAAAAAUUUCAUACCAUCCCACAAAUGAUGACAAUGACACUGGUAUGUAUGCUGGAUAUUUAAUUAUUUCGGGUAUACAAACAAUCACAACAAUAUCAUUGAACGAUUAUGAAUUCAAUAAAUAUAAAUGUGAGUUUUGGUUAUUGAAUUUUAGGAAAGUUGGUGAAUUGGUGGUUAUAGGGAUGUCAGAUUUAUCUAUUUCCCUACUAAAAUUUCCAAAGUUACAAUUAAUUGGAUCAUUUCCAGGUAAAAAAUUUUGCCUAGCAACUUCACUUGCAAUUAACAUAUUUCCUAAUGAGGUGGAUCUAAUUUUUACAACAAUCAACUAUAUUAAACAAUUUACUUUGUCACUAAAUAACAUCGAUAUUGUGGAAGGUGGUUCUACUAAAAGCGUACAUAGGGGCAUUGUAUUUAGGAGUAAAUUCAUUUUCAAUGGUAAAUACCUUCUUACUGCCAGUGAAGAUAGGAGUGUUAUUAUUUGGUCUAAUCCAGAAUUGAAUGCCAAAGCGGUGUUAGACCAUCCGGGUAAAGUGUGGGAUUGUAUAGCCAUUGAAAGUUCAGGCAAACAAAUGAUCAUCACAUGUGAUUCCAGUGGGAAGAUUUAUUUUUGGGAUAUUGAAGGAAAAUUACUGCAAACACACUCUACAAGGGACCCAACGCCCAUAACAAAUUUAUCAACUUUUAAUGAGUGGGUUUCCUUUGGCUCACAGGAUGGCAAUUUGCGCAUAAAGAGUAUAGAUAAUCAGGUUAAAAUGGAUGAAUAUGAAAUAGCAGAUAGUGGUGACGAUUGGAUUAAAUGUAUUUGUAAUCACGAUGAAAUAAUGUAUAUAUUGACCAAUAAUGGCCAGGUUUACUCUAGAAUUGGUGAUAGAAUUAAGAAAUUGUCUGUGCCAAAAUAUAUCACUAGAAUAUCUAAAAAUAACGAUUUAGGUGGAGUUGCGGUUGGAAAGGUUUGGAGAAAGCUUUCAAAACUAAGGAGUGAUCUGAAUUCGUACAGAAAGAUCACAGAUAAUAUACCGAUAAAAUUGCUUAAUGAUAGAUUCAGGAAAACAGUGGACAAAUUUAAGGGCGUAAUAAUCAGGCUACAGCGAUCUUGUGAUGAAGAUUUGACGUAUGUUGCUGAGGAAGUUGAUUCCAUUGGUAAUGUAGCUUAUGCCGGUGAUGACGAGGAAAAAUUUACAAGUUUGAUUAUCGAGAAUGUUGAUAAAUUGGGCGGCAUAUUUAAAACUUUGGAAUAUCUAUGCCAAUUGACAAUGUUUAAUAAUCAUUCCAUAUUCAACAGUUAUUCAAACGGAGAGGAUUCAGUUGUAGAUUGGAACGAAGGAAGCGGAUUCGUAUCAUCUGUUAUAAGUGUUGGGUUUGACAGGAUUUUUGUUGGAGAUUUGUAUGGACAAAUACAUAUUUUUUCAAUAACAUACGAUGAUUCCGAUUGUACAGGAAUGGAUUAUAAGGCGUUCAAGUGUUUUCAACAUAGGGUUGGAAACAUCUACCUUCCCCCUAAGGUUAAGGGCGAUGAUAAGCAGGUUAUAUGCGUUGACAACUUGGGCAAUUUGGCCUGUAUUAAACUUGAUAAACUAGACUCUUAUGGGAAAUACGCAUAUGUAGAGUCAUUCAAAUUACCAUUUGUAAAACGCUAUGGUAAAUUAACAUCAGGACUUAUAUUAUCCACGAACCCAACAAUCGCAAUAUUAGGUGACGAAUUUGGUAACAUAUAUCACGGGGAAGUAUCAAAAAUGAGACGUAUAAAGGCACAUAAUGAAAAAAUUACCUGUAUAAACUGCCACAGAAGUAAUAUAUACACUAGCAGCACUGAUGGCAUCAUUUCUCAAUGGACCUUAGAACUCCAACAAAUAAACAGUAUGAAGAUCGAACAUUUACAACACAUAUACAGUAUAACAAUUGACAAUUGUAUGCAUGCUUUGGGGUUCAGGGGUACAACUGCAGUAUAUUAUAAUAUCGACGAUAAGGUUGAGUUAUGGAGCCACGAUUGUGGUGGGCCUAGGAGACCUUUGCAUUUGACAACUACCAACAACGGUAGCACGCUUGCCUAUGCAGUUGGAGGAGUCCUGAGAAUGUAUAUCUGUCAAGCUGAGGCUUAUUCGAUCAAUCCUUGGUUCCCUUAUGGAGACUUGUAUUCUGGUCUAUGGGCCAAUGGUGGAUCAGUAUCAGUGGAUAAACUGGUAGUCGGUGGCAGGGAUGGUUAUAUACGCUUGUUGUCCAUUCAAUCGCCACCGUGGGCCGAUGGAAGUCAUUUCUACAGUGGUGAUGACGACUGGGUUUCGAAGCAGGGGGGUCAAGUAAAGUACCUAGUGCCCCUGGCCUCUAGGCCAGUCAAGGUACAGAAGGCCGUGGCCUUUCCAUGUCCUAUUAGGUGUAUGUGUAGCAUGGAUGAAUUUAUUGCGGUAGGUGGUGCUGGUAUUAUUAAAUUAUACGAUCAGCAUCUAGUGGAACAGGCCUGCUCACUUAUAUCGGAUGGCACUGAAUUGUUACGUGUUAGGGUAAACGCUAUGGUACCUUUAAUUGGUAAUCAUGAGAUGCAGUUGAUAUGUGGGUUGUCAAAUUCUACAAUAAACGUGUAUAAAAUAUCCCAUUGCCCAGUUGUAAUGGAACUCGUAAAGAAGUUUACUUUGGAAUGCACGCCAUUAUCUCUUGUAUCAACAGUUACAGGUGUUAUUGUUGGCACCAGCAGGGGUUUUAUCAGAACCAUAAACUUUGUCGAUGGCAACAUCAACGACUAUACUGAAUAUGCGAUUAGAGUGCAUCAGAACGGUAUAAAUUGCAUUGCUAUAACUGGCAACUACAUAGUUACUUGUGGAGAUGAUGAACAGCUAAUUGUUACAGAUGCAAGCACUUUUUCGGUGAAAUUUGCAACACGACUUACCAAUUCUAUCAGAUGUAUUAGCUGUCAUGGUGGGUAUAUUUUUACCGCGGGCUGGGAUCUGGCACUCAAGGUAUGGGCGAUAAAUGGAGAUAGUUUGUUACAGUUAUGCCAAACAAGGUUGAUAAUGAGACCCAAAGCUAUUAUAUUGAGGGGUGAUUAUUCUGCGCCAGAAAUGUAUAUUCAUAUCGCAGUUUUAGGGCAUGGGGGUAGCUUUGAAUUGUUUGUCUUUUAUAUCCCAUCCAAUAAUUUUUAA